GCAAUGUGAGCCAGCUGCGUCAGCCAACGGGUAUCCCCUAACUGCACACGUUGCCCCCGAAGGGACUCCGCCAGGCCCACCUCUACUUGAUAAACCGCCGUCAACUCUUUCUCCUCUGGAACCUCCUGCAGGUAUCAUUCCUUGUGCCAUGUGAGGAUUCAUGUGAUUGAUCCUGAUCCACUUCCACAAUCUCUUCUCUAGGUGAUGGACGAGCAACCGAUCCAGGUGAGCGACGAAGAGCGAGUGGUGUUGCGAGAAGACAGCCGGAGGCGGCGACGAAGGAAGGCCAUCACGUCGUCCUCCUGCGCCUCCAUGGAUCACGUUGUCGUGGAGUUCGUUCUCCCCACAUCAUCGCAGGGCGGCGACUGCCCUGACUCGCUGCAAUUAGAUGUUGCGGGAAACUGGACAGUGGAACAGGUGAAGGCUCAGGUGUGGCUCAAUGCAGUGACGUCCAACCUCUGUCCGGAAUUCUACCAGCGGUUUUCUCCUGACCACUGCAUCUUGCUCUACCAGAAGAAAGGCAACACGUGCGAGAUCUACGAUAAGCACCAAGUCUUCCAGACGCUGGACUGCGUACACUACUGGAGAGCUCUGAAGAAGGACGUGGGCCGGCUGAAGCUGGUGCCUCGUCCGCAGCCCUCGGACGAGACCCUUCAGUACCAGCGGUUCCUCAACUACCUGAUCGGCUACGACGUCACCGACGUCAGCAACGUGCACGACGACGAGCUGGAGUUCACGCGCAGGAAGCUGCUGACACCGCGACGCAUCGAGCUGUCCGAUCGCGACACAAAGUUCUACUCCAUGGACCCCUGGGUGACACACAAGCCGCUGCCUGAGCACCUCCAGGGGAAGGUCAGUAACGGCCACGUUCUGGUGGUAAUCCACAUCAGCAUAGCCAGUCAAACCAUCAAGGUGUCCAUUGACGACACACCAGCACAGGUGUUGUCCAGCUUCUUCUCCAAAACAGCAAAUAAGAGAGGGUUGCUGGGGAUUCCUGACAACACGUGCGAGGCAGACUUUGUGCUACGCGUGUGUGGCAGGGAGGAGUACCUGUAUGGAGAUAAACCACUGUACAACUUCAACUGGAUCCGUCAGUGUCUGAAAAACGGCGAGGAGAUCCACUUGGCUCUGGAGACGCUGCCGGAUCCUGAACUGGAUCUGGUCCACGAGGAGGACUGGGCCCAAGUCGACGAUUGCACUGGUGUCGCAGGCACGCAUGAGCAGCUGACCAUCGACGAGAAGGACCACGAGCGAGUGUUCACCAUCUCCAUGUGGGACUGCAACAGAAAGUUCCGGGUGAAGGUGAUGGGAAUCGACAUCCCAACUCUUCCCAAAAUUCCCGACUUUGUCGUGUUCAUUGAGGCCAGCAUCUUCCACAGUCAGCAGCUUCUUGCUCAGGAGCGGACGGCCCCCAAGACCUUCAAUGAAGAGGUGUUGUGGAACUGCUGGUUGGAGUUUAACAUUAAAAUCAAGGACCUGCCUAAAGGCUCUCGACUCAACCUCCAGGUGGUGUGUAGGAAACAGCCCCAGACUCCAAACUCAAAAGGACCUUCUUACCAGGAUAACACAUCAGGAGGUGGAAGUCACGACGGCAAGACGAAGAGCCGCCUCUUGUACUACGUCAACCUGCUGCUGAUAGACCACCGUUCGCUGCUACGCCAGGGGGAGUUUGUCCUGCACAUGUGGAAAAUGCCAGAGAAGAGCGAGGAGAGCAGCAGCAGCAGCAUCAACGCCGACAAGCUGACGUCGGCCACCAACCCGGACAAGGCUUCGUCCAUGGCCGUCGCCAUCUUACUGGAUAAGUACUGCUACCCCGUGGUGCUUCCCAAGAGCCGCGACCUGAGCCGGGACGGCGGUCACGCAGCGGAGGACGCCGAAGGAUGCGAGCGAGGUCAAAGGGAGAUGCCAAACCACCUGAAGAAACAGUUUGGAGCCAUCGUGGCCACCGACCCCCUACAUCCAUUGAGUCCUGAGGACAAAGAGCUACUCUGGCAUUUCCGACACGAGUGUAUGCGUGACGUGAGGGCCUAUCCAAAGCUACUAUCUUCAGUCAGGUGGGGGAAACGGGAAGAUGCCCUCGCCACCCACCGGCUGUUGGAGCGCUGCACUGCAUGGGACAGCAGUGUUUUGGACGUCGGCUUGGCCAUGCAGCUGCUCGACUGCCACUACUCUGACGCACAGGUCCGUUCCAUGGCCGUGAGGAAGUUGGAGACGCUGGAGGACGACGACGUGCUGCGAUAUCUUCUGCAGCUUGUCCAGGCGGUCAAGUUUGAGCCCUACCAUGACAGCGCCCUGGUCAGGUUCCUGCUCAAGAGAGCUCUAAGGAGUAAGCGUAUCGGCCAUUUCCUCUUCUGGUUCCUGCGCAGUGAGAUCGCCCAGUCCAAGCAUUACCAGCAGAGGUAUGCGGUCCUGCUGGAGGCCUACUUGCGAGGGUGCGGCGAGGCCAUGCUGCAGGAUUUUGGGAAACAGGUGGAGGUGACCGAGGCUCUGCAGAAAGUCACCCGAGAGAUCAAGACUAUGUCUGCAGACAAGUAUGACGUCACAGCACAAGUGGUGUGCCAGAUGCGUCAGAAGCUGGAGAUCCUCCAGUCGUCUGGUCUUCCGGAGGGUUUCAGGGUCCCCUAUGAUCCAGGUCUUAGAGCUGGAGGGCUGCUGAUCGAGCAGUGCAAAGUGAUGGCGUCCAAGAAGAAGCCGCUGUGGCUGCAGUUUAAAAGGGCCGACCCCACCACUCUGUCCAAGGACCCCAUUGGUAUCAUCUUCAAGCACGGUGACGACCUCAGACAGGACAUGCUCAUCCUGCAGAUUCUGCUGAUCAUGCAGUCCAUCUGGGAAACUGAAUCUCUGGACCUGUGCUUGUUGCCUUACGGCUGCAUCUCCACCGGAAACAGGAUAGGUAUGAUAGAGAUCGUGAAGGACGCCACCACCAUUGCUAAUAUUCAGCAGAGUGUCGUCGGAAGCACCGGAGCCUUCAAAGACGAAAUCCUUCAUCAGUGGCUGCGGGACAAGUGUGUCAGCGAAGACAAGUUUCAACAGGCUGUGGAGAGGUUUUUGUAUUCCUGUGGCGGUUACUGUGUGGCCACCUAUGUCCUGGGCAUAGGCGAUCGCCACAAUGACAACAUCAUGAUCACUGAAUCUGGGAAUCUCUUCCACAUUGACUUUGGUCACAUCUUGGGGAACUACAAGAGCUUCAUGGGAAUCAGUAAGGAGUGGGUUCCUUUUGUGCUCACGCCAGACUUCUUGUAUGUCAUGGGAACGUCGGGAAAGAAAAGCAGCCCACACUUCCAGAAAUUCCAGGAUGUGUGUGUGAAAGCUUACCUCGCUCUUCGGCACCACACCAACCUCCUCAUCAUCCUCUUCUCCAUGAUGCUGAUGACCGGCAUGCCCCAGCUGACCAGCAAGGAGGACAUCGAGUACAUCCGCGAGGCGCUCACCGUCGGCCACAGCGAGGACGAGGCGCAGCGCCACCUCCUGGACCAAAUCGAAAUCUGCCGCGAGAAAGGCUGGAUGGUGCAGAUAAACUGGUUUGUUCACCUGGUGCUCGGGAUCAAGCAGGGGGUGGAGAAACGGUCCACAUGAGUGUUACUCAGCACCAGGAAAAUUUAGCAGGCAAGAUGUGUGGAAGACAAUUUAAGAAAGAACAAAGCGUGAUCUGAAUUUGUUAUAAAAAUAACAACAAUGCUCGUGAUAUGCUAAAUUAUAUCUACUUCUUUUAUACAGUGGUGAUAGUUCAUCCCAUUACUGCUUUGACCAAGUCAAUUGUAAAGUUUUCACGUCCCUGUAACAGUUUCUAUACGGGUUUUCCCACUGCAGGUCUUAAUGUUUCAAAAAAUUGGCAUAAAAAAUGUAGCGUUCCUUUUUAGCGACUUUCCUUGUUGUAUGACCUUUUGUGGACAAAUGCCAUCGCUGUAUAGCGGUUCAUCGACUGCGGCCUGGCUAUGGUGAAGAUGAUUUUUUUUUAAGCAUAUCUACUAUGCAUAAAUCCCCGCUAUAUAAAACUUUGCGGUUUAUAGUGAUUGAAUUUUAUGGGAUUUUACAGCUUUUUACGUUAAUGCUUUAUUUCAAUUCGCUCUCAACAUAACAACCAGCUAUCGCGUACCUUAGGCAUUGCUGCCAUCUAGGGGUAUUCACAGCACACAGGACUUGUAACAGUAUAGUAUAUAUUUUUUAAUUGUUCAAAUUUGUUUAUAAUGUGUUUAAAAAAAAAUUAUGUUUUAAUAAGUUUACAUGUGUUUUAAAGCGUGUGGGAGGGGUAAAACUACUUUUAUUAGUUUUUGAUGUGUCUUUAUAUGUCUCUUGAUGCAGGCUCAGCCUCUCCUGCAUCAUGAAGACUUAAAAAAAAAUAAAGAAAUGAUUGACUGAUGAAUAAAUCUUCUUCAUUUUAAAGCAA
Molecule: messenger RNA, 4387 nt
Organism: Phyllopteryx taeniolatus (common seadragon)
Lineage: Eukaryota; Metazoa; Chordata; Actinopteri; Syngnathiformes; Syngnathidae
Gene: pik3cg
Product: phosphatidylinositol-4,5-bisphosphate 3-kinase, catalytic subunit gamma
Exons: 25
Coding region: 205-3576 (1123 amino acids)
Biological process (GO): cell migration; phosphatidylinositol 3-kinase/protein kinase B signal transduction; phosphatidylinositol-3-phosphate biosynthetic process
Cellular component (GO): phosphatidylinositol 3-kinase complex, class IB; phosphatidylinositol 3-kinase complex, class IA; plasma membrane
Molecular function (GO): 1-phosphatidylinositol-4-phosphate 3-kinase activity; 1-phosphatidylinositol-3-kinase activity
Source: RefSeq, a predicted model, not a curated record